Neopelma chrysocephalum (saffron-crested tyrant-manakin) is the source of this 3429-nucleotide messenger RNA. RefSeq names its product guanylate cyclase activator 1C (gene GUCA1C). The record is from RefSeq and is a predicted model, not a curated record. The transcript is spliced from 6 exons. Lineage: Eukaryota; Metazoa; Chordata; Aves; Passeriformes; Pipridae. The coding region runs from base 321 to 845 and encodes 174 amino acids. Gene Ontology annotation, molecular function: calcium sensitive guanylate cyclase activator activity; calcium ion binding.
AGGGCACAGCUGAACCCUGCAGCCGCAAUGGCAGUGCCUCAGGAAAAGCCUGUGUGAGAAAGGGCAAAAUACCGCACAGCCAGUGAGGAGUAGCAUGUGAAAAACAGCUCUUCAGAGAGAGAAGUCAGAGAAGGAGGAGAUGCUCCAGGUGUCCAAGCAGAGAUUCCCUGACAGCCUCUGGAGGAGAUCAUGCUAGAGCAGGAGGCAGAAUGUGAGAGCAGCUGGGUGGGCACCUGGCAGCUGGCCAGAGACAACCCACCAUAAUCAUUUACAACAGAAAUUGUUACGCUUUAAGAGUCACUCUGGAUGACAUUAAUGCUAUGGAAAUUCACCACUGGUACACAAAAUUUAUGAAGGAGUGCCCAUCUGGACAACUUUGUCUACAUGAAUUUAAACAUGUCCUGGAUCUACACGGACUUACUCCGGAAGCUAACAGCUAUGUUGAACAAGUAUUUCACACCUUUGACAUGAAUAAGGAUGGAUUUAUAGACUUCUUGGAGUUCAUAGCUGCAAUAAAUUUGGUUAUACGAGGGAAAAUUGACCAAAAAUUGAAAUGGUAUUUCAAGCUAUACGAUGCUGAUGGAAACGGAUGUAUUGACAAAAAAGAACUACUAAGCAUAUUCUCGGCUAUCCAGGCUAUAAAUGGCUACACCAACAUGAGUGCUGAAGAGUUCACAAACAUGGUAUUUCAGAAGAUAGAUGUGAACAAUGAUGGGGAACUGACUUUGGAAGAGUUUAUCAACGGUGUGGAAAAAGAUGAGGACCUAAUGGAAUUGAUUUCGAAAAGUUUUGACCUUUCCAACGUACUCAAAGUCAUACAGAACGGCAGGAGGAACAGCGUCUGAAGGAUCCAGUGACAGACGUGGCCUUUGUGUCAUCAUUUCAAGGAAGAUAAUAUUUGAUAUAUUCAGAGAGCUUGAUGUUGUUAAAUCCUGCUCGGGCAAUAGCGAGCAGCCUGCUCCAGGAGUAACAAUUUUCACUCUUCAUAUAUCUCCUUUUCUUUUCUUUAUUCUUUUCCUUGCUCAUGACUGUGGCAGCCACAGGAAAAAAAAACAACUUCGGCUGCCUAUAAUAGAAAAGGUAUUUGAUGCAGUAAAAGUAACUUACUUGGUCUCUAUGAGCAUGUUGUGGUUAAACCCCAGACAGCAAGUAAGCACCACCCAGCUGCUGGCUCACUGCACUCCGGUGGGAUGGGGAAGAGUGAAAGUGCAAAAACUUGUGGGCUGAGAUAAAGACAAUUUAAAAGGUGAAGAAAAAGCUGUGCACUCAAGCAAAGCAGAACAAGGACUUCAUUCACCUCUCCCCAUGGGCAGGCAAGUGUUCAGCCAACUCCAGGAAAGCAUGGAUCCAUCAAGAAUAAUGGUGAAUUGGGAAGACAAAUGCCAUCACUCUGAACACUCCCUCCCUUGCUUCUUCUUCCCCAGCUGUAAAUGCUGAGCAUGACAUCAUAUGGUGUGGGAUAUCCCUGUGGUCAGCUGGGGUCAGCUGUCCCAGCUGUGUCCCCUCCCAGCUUCUUGUGCACCCCCAGCCUUCUCACUGGUGGGGUGAGAGGCAGAAAAAGACUUGAUGCUAUGCAAGCACUUCUCAGCAGUAAUGAAAACAUCUUUGUGUUAUCAAUGUUGUUUUGGUCACAAAUCCAAAACACAGCCUCAUACCAGCUACUAUGAAGAAAAUUACCUCUAUCCAAGCUGAAACCAGCACAUUCUCUUCUGGUCAGAUUAAUCAAUAAAAUAAUGAAAAUAACGCAAAAUGCAACCUUUCUAGAUGACACAGAGUUAAUAAAUUUCUUCUUUUAAUUCUGGGGUUUUUAACCCUACUACGUAAAGGGUGGACACAAACUUCUAGGUAGGACUGGGUUCUAUCCAGGUCAAUUAAGAGCAAAGCCUACUUUGUAUUACCUAACAUUUGCUCUAAUCAGUACUCAAAAUUGGAUUACAGUCUCCGGGAAACACCUCAGUCAGCUUAAUAUUCCCAAGAUGUGUAUCAUCCUUAACAAGCCUUCUACAACUCUUGAUUUUAUUACAUCCAUAAAUUAAAAUAAUUUGAUAUUUUGUUGUUUCUUUCAGGGUUCAGUUACUGUUCUUUCAAGUUAACCUUGUACAAAAGUGCUGGGAUUAAAUUUUUUAUCUUUCUAGAGCAAAAUUAGAAGUUCAAAGAAUAGCUAAAACCUAAAUCAUUUUGCAAGCACUCCAAGAGAUUUGUGUCCUUUGACUUGUAUUUGCUCCUUUGAAAAACAAUUUGUUUUCACUGGGCUCUCCCCUGACUAUGACACUGCUGGCUUCUCCAAAACAGACAGCCUUUCCCUGACAGGGAGUACUAAUUUAGGUAUCUUUGUCCUGCCCAGAUACCUGGGUGAAAGCUUUUAGCAAUUGAGUUUCUUUCAGACUUUUACCUCCUUUCAAACUGGGUUGCAAUUGUCUCUGAAGGUGGUAGCUGUCAGGAGUGAAGGGAAGGCAUUUGCAGAUGGUAUGAUCACAUAUUCCUCAUUUUUUUAGGAAACCAGGCUCAAAACAACACAACUUUACUUUAUAAAUAAUAAGAUUAAUUCUAUGAGCUGAGAUGGAAUGGCAUGAAAUAUCUGCAAAGGGAAAACUAUAGUUCUUUCUGGUUCUAUUGGGAUUGAUUCUCAAGUCUGUAACAAGUUUUAUCAAAUUACUAUAUUAUAAGACUAAGUUCUCCUUGGCUGACAGUGCCCUGUAGGCAUCACACUAAUACUAGUUAUUGUUAGAAGCAUCAGUUUUAUACAAAGUAAUUUGUGCAAGGAUUGGUGCAAAUUGAACAAAACAAUUUUUAAGACUUCAAUACAAAAAUGUUUUUCUUCCAAAUUCACUUCAAAUCCAUGUCCACUGCAAAUGAAAUGUACUCCAUCAUCUACCAUUAUUAUCCCAGGUUCUGGGUAUAGUAAGAGCAUGCAACAUACAUCACUUGACAUUAUAAACAGUCCUGACAUUAUAGUUCUGACAUUUGAAUCUUUUAUAUCCUUAAAAAAAAAAAAAAGAGAGAGAGAGUGAUGUAUGAGAUUGCUGGUGGUUUGAAUAUUAAGUUCUUGUAUUUAUUCAUCAUUGACACAUUAAUAUGUCACUGUCAGUAUCAGUUUUCUCACACCCAGACUUCACAUUAGACUUUGUGAAUCUCAUGCUUUUCUAAUUAAAGCCGAUGAGGGUGGUGUCCUUCAGAAUUGCCUUUACAAUAUGUAAAAUAAAAUGGUCUAGUCUAAGCAGCUUGGGCAGCUGUGUUUUAGACUUUUGGUUUUAAACUAAUGAAGUGAUGGACUUGGAAAAAUGACUACUAUCUACGUACACUGACUUUUUUUUAUAGGGGAUUUUAAAAAAAGUAUUUUCAUUUAAAUUUGCCUAAUUUUUCUGUGUAACUGUAAUUAUAUGAAGUGAAUUACCAAUUCAAGGAGAGUGUUGUGUUGCAUUAAAAAAU